Messenger RNA from Leguminivora glycinivorella, 908 nucleotides. It is a transcript of the gene ATPsynB, whose product is annotated as ATP synthase subunit b, mitochondrial. The record is from RefSeq and is a predicted model, not a curated record. Gene Ontology annotation, molecular function: proton transmembrane transporter activity. The transcript has 6 exons. Gene Ontology annotation, biological process: proton motive force-driven ATP synthesis. NCBI's taxonomy places the organism in Eukaryota, Metazoa, Arthropoda, Insecta, Lepidoptera, Tortricidae. The coding region runs from base 115 to 852 and encodes 245 amino acids.
GCCACUUGUCUUGAUAAUCUUGAUAUGUCGAUGAAGUCGCAACACUAGCGCAAAGUACUUUUUCGAGGUGGACUGUCGAAAAUUAUAAAUUAAUUUAUAAAUACGCUAUUAAAUAUGCUAUCCCGCGUAGCUUUGCGUUCAGCGGCGUCCCGACAGUCCGCGACCACCGCGCUGGUGGCCCGCAGCGCAGCCACUGACGUCUCCGGUGUGCGGGAUGAGAAGAACUUCCCCAGGCCCGUGAGAGGCGAGCCCGGCAAGGUGCGGCUCGGCUUCAUCCCUGAAGAAUGGUUCCAGUUGUUCCACUCAAAGACCGGCGUGACUGGCCCCUACACCUUCGGCGUCGGCCUGGCCACAUACCUCUGCAGCAAGGAGAUCUACGUUAUGGAGCACGAGUACUACAGCGGUCUAUCUCUGCUUGUCAUGGUCUACGUCGCUGCCAAGAAGUUCGGUCCCUCUAUUGCUGCUUUCUUGGACAAGGAAGUUGAUGCGAUAGAAUCAAACUGGAACGAGGGCCGCGCCCAGACUAUCGAGUCCCUGGAGAAGGCCAUCUCGGAGGAGAAGAAGGCGCAGUGGCGCGCCGAGGGGCAGGAGCUGCUCGUGCAGGCCAAGAAGGAGAAUGUGCUGCUGCAGCUCGAGGCCGCCUACAGGGAGCGACUCAUGAAGGCCUACUCAGAGGUGAAACGCCGCCUGGACUACCAGUUGGAGAAGUCCAACGUGGAGAGGCGCCUGGCGCAGAAACACAUGGUCGACUGGAUCGUGUCCAACGUUACAAAGGCCAGCACCCCGGACCAAGAGAAGCAGACCCUGGACCGCUGCAUCGCGGACCUGGCCGCGUUGGCCGCCCGCAAGUAGACUUAGAACCUGUACAUUAUUUAUGAGGAUGUAAUCAGUAAAGAGAUCAGUUAUUA